Messenger RNA from Pieris rapae (cabbage white), 2125 nucleotides. It is a transcript of the gene Drat, whose product is annotated as zinc-type alcohol dehydrogenase-like protein C1773.06c. The transcript has 5 exons. Bases 168 to 1307 code for a protein of 379 amino acids. Gene Ontology annotation, molecular function: alcohol dehydrogenase (NADP+) activity. Lineage: Eukaryota; Metazoa; Arthropoda; Insecta; Lepidoptera; Pieridae. Gene Ontology annotation, biological process: alcohol metabolic process. The record is from RefSeq and is a predicted model, not a curated record.
AACUUCAAAUAAGUACUUGUGUUUUUUAAUCUAAAAGAUUAUGUACAUACAACUUCGAAAUAAACAUAAAACAGUAGUCAUUCGGUUAUCAGUACUUUAAGGAUAUCCUGCUUGAACAAGUUGAUUUUUAUAUAUUAAAAGUUUAUAAAGUCUCGUAUUGAUUAGUCAUGAGCAAGCUAUGCAGGCAAGUUUCCAUAGAGUCACCUGGAUCAGCUCUAAGGGAAUGUGUAUUUAGUUUUGAUGUUCCAGUGCCCGAUGUACCCAUGUAUGGAGCCAGAAUUAGAGUUGUAUAUGCUGGGGCUUGUUAUAGAGCUCAUCGCACUCGUUCUGCCUCAGUGUGUAGUACGUCAUCUGUUUCGUCCAUUGGAAGUCUCUCUGGAGAAUUUGAGGGUUUUGGUUUCCAUUCAACAACUCCAUCACAUAUUGGCUUCCGCGAUGGUGCUCUUUUCCCAGGAUAUGAGGUAGCUGGAAUUGUCGAUGCUAUUGGAAAAGCAGCGGAGACGGACGGCAUUUGUGAAGGAGCUAGAAUCGUCCUAUAUCCUUAUGAGGGUGUACCACAUGGGUAUGCAGACUUUAUUGUUGUUCCAGAUUUUAAAUGCCUUGUGCCAGUUCCAGAUAGCUUGCCUUUGAGUGUAGCUGCAAUGUUACCAACAGGCGCCUUAUUAGCCACAAAUACUGUAUAUACAGCAAUUGAUAGCCUGAACAAAAUCAUUGAAGGUCCUAAUGGGAAGGAUAAAGCAACAGUAUUAAUUGUUGGAACUGGUGGCUUAGCUCUAUGGGCUCUUCGCAUUGCAUCCCAUUUCUUUAAACAAAGCCCACACCAUUCGAAAAUUAAUAUAUCUGUUGCAACAAUUAAAGAUGAAGGCUUUGUAGCCAAUGAAAGUGAAGAGGUGAAAGUCGUACAAUGGUCUGAAGAUUUAUAUGAACGCCAAUUGAUUGAACGCACAACAGAUGCCUGUGGAGGACCAGUCGAUAUUGUACUCAACUUUGGUACCACAUCACGAUCAUUGCAUCGAUCACUGCAAUGUCUUGCUCCUGGUGGCCUGGUUCUUGUGACUGAGGAUGUUGGUGAGAAAUUGCUACCGAAAUUUGCUAAGAAGGCAGAAGAUAUGAAUGUUAGCAUUGUUGUUGUACCAAAUGGAACAAUUGAACAGUUAAGAGAACUAGUUCAGCUAGUUGCUAAUGGCGAGAUCGAACCUCCCCCACAUUCAGUCUUUCCAGCGGAUGAAGCACAGGAAGUAGUGAGAAAGCUUUGUAAUUCUGAGAUACAAGGUCGAGCAAUUUUGAAAUUUCACGAUGUUGACUAGACUGCCUCAUCAGUAAUUGAUAACAAUAGAAAAACUGGUCAGGUUUCGGAUACAAAAAUGCUACAAAGCGCAAUGUAUAGUAUUAAUUCAACAAAAUAAAUAUGACUCCAGUAUUUGAAAAUUAAAAUAUGCUUGUUUAGUUGCCAAAUAUUAUAUAUUUUUAGUGAUUGGCCAAUUAUAAUUUAUAGAUUAUAAAAAAUUAUUAAUUAUACAAACUAAUUCUUAAUAUCAAACAAAUAUACAAGAUAUUAUAAUAUGUAGUCUUUAAGAAAUUCCGUAUGUGUAUAGUUAUUAUUAUUUAUAAAACUAUUAUGCCUAUUUUAGUGUGACAAACGGCAAUUCAUUGUAAUUUAAGCCUGGCGAUUGAUAGCUUCAUUAAGUCUAAUUUGUGUGAUAUAUCGGACAAUUAUUGUUAAUUGAGUCAUUAAAAUAUUUACUUCCAUAAAUAAGUAUCCUAUAUUUGGUAUACUAAAGAUACUGUUAUUGUAGCACGUAGGCAUUAAGGAUAAUGGUAAAAUUUUAUUUAACUCAUGAAUCAUUAACAAAUGAGUUAAACAGAACGAGAUUAAUGUAUGUUUGCAUUGCCUCGUGAAUAAAUCACUCAAAUUAUAUUUGAGUCAACAAAUUGAGAUAGGAUUGAGUCAGUAGCACUAGUGUCAUUGUUCAAGUGAUAUUUGGUGAAAUUUUUACGCAAGUUUAUUUUAUAGACAAAGUACAGAAAUGAAAGUAUUUUAAAAUGUCUAGUCAUGUAAUUUGAGUGAAAAAGUUAUUUUUAUUUACCCUCAACUGAUGUUACAAGUAUUCAUUUUAUGUAGAUA